This is a messenger RNA of Prionailurus viverrinus (fishing cat), 5067 nucleotides long. It is a transcript of the gene SLC49A3, whose product is annotated as solute carrier family 49 member 3. Lineage: Eukaryota; Metazoa; Chordata; Mammalia; Carnivora; Felidae. Bases 213 to 1559 code for a protein of 448 amino acids. Gene Ontology annotation, biological process: transmembrane transport. The transcript is spliced from 11 exons. Gene Ontology annotation, cellular component: membrane. The record is from RefSeq and is a predicted model, not a curated record. Gene Ontology annotation, molecular function: transmembrane transporter activity.
GGCGAUGGUCCUGCCCGCGGGGGACCGGCCGGGGGCCGACGCGACCCAGGCCCUGGGCGCGCUGUGGGACUACCGCGUCUACGCGCGUCGCUGGGUCUUUCUGCUGGUGCUCAGCCUUCUCAGCUUCUCCAACGCCACGAUCGUUACGGAGCAAGCAGGACUCUCAUCGGGAAUUAUGGUCCCUGCUCUGGUCACCACGAUAAACACCGACCAUGAGGCUAACCCCAGCCAUGUCCCCUCGUGGACUUGUCUGCAGCCAGCUGUGGCUCAGCUUCGCACCCGUGGCCGACAUGAUUGCCCACCACUUCCUCCUCUCCACCGAGCAGAUCAACUGGCUUUCGCGAGUCUACCUCGUGGUGUCCAUCCCGUCCGGCGUGGUGGCCAUCUGGGUUCUGGAUUCUGUUGGGCUCCGCUGGGCAACCAUCGUGUGCGCAUGGCUGAACUUUGCCGGGAGUGUGUUCCGAACCUUGCCCUUCAUGGUCGGCGGGAUCCAGGACCCAUUUGCCUUCCUCAUGGGUGGGCAGAGCCUCUGUGCCCUGGCCCAGACCCUGGUCAUCUUCUCUCCGGCCAAGCUGGCUGCCUUGUGGUUCCCCGAGCACCAGCGAGCCACGGCCAACAUGAUUGGCACCAUGUCAAACCCCCUGGGCAUCCUGGUGGCCAACCUGCUGUCACCUGCCCUGGUGAAGAAGGAGGAGGACAUCCCCAUGAUGCUGGGCAUCUAUAUCAUCCCUGCCGGCAUCACCUGCCUGCUGGCCACCGCCUGCCUCUUGGAGAGCGUGCCCCCCACCCCACCCUCCGCCAGGGCCAUCCACUCCACCUCAGAGAAGUUCCUGGAUGGGCUGAAGCUGCUCUUGUGUAACAGAGCCUAUGUCGUCCUGGCCGUGUGUUUCGGGGGCGGCAUCGGCAUCUUCUCCAGCUUCUCGGCCCUCCUGGAGCAGGUCCUUUGUGUGAGGGGCUACUCCAACGAAUUUAUAGGCCUUUGCGGGGCUCUCUUCAUUGUGUUUGGGGUCCUGGGGGCCCUGGUUCUCAGCCUGUAUGUGGACCGGACCAAGCUCUUCACCGAAGCUGUCAAGAUUGGCUUCUGUCUGACCUCCGUGGUCUGUGUGGCCUUUGCUCUGGUGUCUCAGCUGCAGGGACAGACCCUCGCGCUGGCUGCCAUCUGCUCACUGCUUGGCCUCUUUGGUUUCGCGGUGGCACCCAUUGCCAUGGAGCUGGCCGUUGAGUGCUCCUUCCCUGUGGGUGAGGGUGCGGCUGCGGGCCUGAUCUUCGUGCUGGGGCAGGCCGAGGGCGUGCUCAUCAUGGUCCUGCUGACUGCCCUGACCGUGCGCCGUGCGGAGCCGUCUGUCUCCACCUGCCAGGAUGGCCAGGGCCCACUGGACUGGCAGGUGUCCAUGCUGCUGAUGGCUGGCCUCUGCACCCUCUUCAGCUGCUUCCUGGUUCUCUUCUUCCACACACCAUACCGGCGCCUCCAGGCUGAGGCCAGUGCGAGCUGCUCCAUCCAGGAGGACAUGUCCCCUGUGACCGUGGACCGCGAACCCCACCCGGCAGCCACCCCCUGAGGCAUCCACACGACCUCCGGCACUGGCGCCCUAGGAAGCUCGGGGCCACUCAUCCCUAGAGCUGUUCUCCUGGCCCCGCCUUCUUGUUCCUGGGAGCCCUGAGCCCCUGGAACCCUCAGGACUUGCAGAGAUGUCACAAGGGUCCCUGACGAGAUCUGGAAGCUAAGAGAGCAGUUAGCGCAUCAAGAAGUGGUUCUGGGGACAUGAAGGGGAGGCCAGGAGAGACAGGCUUUGGUCACAGGGUGACAGCUUCAUGCAGGUGCCGGAGGGACUUGGGGCAAGGCAGGGUGGCCCAGAGAGGACCCUGUGGCUGUGGCAAGAACUGCUGGUGCCGUGCGACAAGCAGACACCCCAGUGGCCAGGCCAGACCCAGGGUGGCUGGUGCUGGAGCAGCGUAUGGGAGUGGACCUAGCAAGAGAGACAAGAGCCGAGGGGGACAUGGAGGGAUUGGGGGCCCUGGGGGCCCCUAGCAUGACCGAGUCUGGAGUCGACUGUUGUGAGAAAGGCCGUGUUUGGGGGAUCCCAACCCGUAGCUUUACUCAACCUCUGCUGACCACUGAGUGGCCUAAUGCCCUGGGAUGAGUGCUAGCACAGCGGGGGGGGGGGGGGGGGGGCAGGCUGGGUGGGGAGGGGAAGCAGAGGGAGGACCCCACAGGCAGAUGCUCCCACCCCAGCAGGCGCUUCCCCUCCAGACUCUCCUAGUUCCAAGCAAACACUCCCACCCACAGUGGACCCUCCCCACACUCUCCCUGCCAAGGCAGACACUUCCCCCACCCAGGCGGAAGUUCCCCACCUGCAGACUGUCCCACCCCCAGGUGACUCGUCCUCCUCUCCCUCUGCAGACACUGGCAGGCAGGUUUGUGGGUUCAUGUUUAUUGAACUGGCUGCAGCCCAGGUGGGGACGGGGCCAUGCCCCUCACUCCUCCUUCUCCUCCCCGUGGGUGAGCACGUAGCUCAGUGCCUUGUAGUCCAGGUUGCCUGCAGCAUCGAUGGUGGCAAACUGGAACAUCUGGUCAACCUGCAAGCCCGGGUGGUGUGGGGGCGGGUCAGGCCCAGGGAAGAGGCGAAGGAGCAAAAAGGUCCUCGGAAUUACAGGCAACUCACUCCAGCCAGCUCCCAGUGUUGUUUUUGCUUAUGGGGAGCCAGGGGUGGGACCAGGGCCCAGCCACUGGGUGUCCUGCCCACCCUGAUGGUGCAGCUUCUGGAGGCCCAGGGAGUAUCCCCCCUGGAGCCCAGAGGGCCGCACUGGAGCUGCACGGAGGGCCAUGGGGGAGGGGGUGGGGCGGGGGCGGAGUGGACCGUUACCUCUUCAGCGGUCAUCUUGUCUGCCUGAGACAUCAACAGCCGCUUGAUGCUGAGGACAAGGAGGGAGAAGCCAAAUUAGGCUGCUCUGAAGAAAGGGACCAUCAGCAGAAGAACCAGAGGGGUGGCCCCAGGGGAGCCCCGUGACUUGGCUCUUCUGUGUGGGAUGCCUCAAGGGGGGGACGCUCACCCUCUAGUCCCACCCACUCACAGCGCAGGUGUCUUUUGGAAGCCUGGCUCUAGGGGGAGUCCUAGGCACCGGGGAGUGGUCACUGGGAGUCCUUCCUGACACUCGGGUCACUACCCCUUGUGGGGGCUCCAUCUGCAGGGAGGAGACUGAGGAGGGAUUAGAGGCGAGUGCCUGGCACACCAAAUGUGCCCACUCCCAGUGCUUGGCUGAUGUAGCCCUCAAAGGGGGUUGAAGACCCAGUGAUCGUACAAGUGGCAUGACCAGCUGGGUUACUGGGUGCCCUGGCCUUGGUGUGGGUAGGACUGGUUUUGCCCUCAGUUACCCUGAGGGACUUGGGACCUUGGGACAGGCAGCCCAACACCUGGACCCUGGGGCGGGGUGGGGGGGGGGCUUGGCGCCCCUCAGGAGAGAUGCCCAGGCUGGGGGGGAGGGGCUUGGUGCCCCUCAGGGGAGACACCCAGGCGUUUGUGACCAAACUCACUAGUCCUUGUUGAUGCUGCCUUUGCCUUCAGGAUCCAGCAUCUUGAAGGCAUUCAGGAUGGUCUCUUCGGCAUCCGUACCUGCCCACAAAAGGCCUUGAACCAGGGGCUUUUAGGGCUCCAGUCCUGCUCCGGGCCAUCCCAGAGCCUUCCCACCUCCAGCUCCUGAGCGCCUGGGAGACUCUGCAGCUCCCACCCUGAGGGGACUGUUCUGGGGUCCCUGGAGUUCUACCCACCCUGAGGGGACUUUUCUGGGGUCCCUGGAGUUCUACCCACCCUGAGGGGACUGUUCUGGGGGUCCCCGGAGUUCUACCCAGGCCCAGAGGUGGAGCGAGUGCUCAGCGAGUGAGGGACAGAGGCUGUCGCCAGUAGGCAGAGGGGAGGUAGGCUGGGCGUGUGGCCCACAGAUGUGGGUACCAGAAUGCUAGGCUUUUCAUCAAAUUGGAACAUUUGGAUUUUUAUGUGAAAUGCCUGGGUUUGUAAGUGUUAGGAGCUAACGAAAUACAGAUGGCUUUGGCAGACUGGCCUGAAGGCUGCCCCUGGCCAGGGAGAAGCCUGGCUCCAUGGUGCUCCCCACCCCAUGGUUCUCACCCGUCAGCUUCGCCCCAAACAUAUUCAGGAACAUGGUGAAGUUGAUGGGUCCCGAGGCCUCCUUGAGCAUGGCAUCCAACUCAUCAUCCUUGACGUUGGUUUUGCCUGUCGCCAAUACAAGACCGGGGACGCUGGGUAGGAAUGUCACACUCACCCUGGCUGUUCUUGUUGUUGAUGUGUCUGCUGUCCCCACUGGCCUCCCAACUCCAUCAUUCUCCAGGUGACCCCAGAAUCAAGUUGGGGAGACCAUAAGGAGGGCAGUGAGCAGAUGGGGGGGACACUUGGCCCAAGGGUGGUGGGGUACAGGUUCUGCACGUCAGCAUAACCCCAAAACCUGAGCCCCGGGGAGAUGGACUGUUGAGGAGGAGGAAGAGGCCACGCAUGGGGUCCAGGGAGACUGUGAUCUUACCUGGGUGUAAGGGGGCCCAGAGGAAAGAAACCUACCUGUCCUCCCCUGGGACUGCCUCAGGCUGAGAACAUGGCCCCAGAUGGGAAGUUGAGGGGGAAAGGGCCAGUCUUUGGCUCUUUAGAGGAGCAUAAGUUGGCUCCACAUUCUCUCCCGGGUCUGUUUCUGGGCUUCCUUAGCAUGCCUGGGGGCAGGAGGGCAAGCCUCCCCAUGCAGUGGUGUCCCUCUGGGAGGUUGGCCCUUCCCUGGAGCUUUGGUCCCAACCCCCCCAUCCAUGAUGCCUGUGCUUGGGCAUCUAGUGAUGCCCUGGCCAAACCAGAGAGGGAUUUCUCCCCCAGGGGAGACCCGGCCCACCUCCUCAUGGCCCAUGGGACGUGGGAUGUCAGGUCAGGCUGUAGGGCCCAAGUGUAGAGCAAGGCUCUCCAGGGCUGGAGGACAUUCUGAGGUGGGGUGUGGCGGGGUUCUGCCCCACGGCACAUACCCAGGGAGGCAUAGGUGUCCUUCAGAUCCUCCUUGUCAAUAAAGCCAUCUCGGUUCUGA